Molecule: messenger RNA, 2690 nt
Organism: Protopterus annectens (West African lungfish)
Lineage: Eukaryota; Metazoa; Chordata; Ceratodontiformes; Protopteridae
Gene: DNAI4
Product: dynein axonemal intermediate chain 4
Exons: 17
Coding region: 106-2526 (806 amino acids)
Biological process (GO): cilium movement
Cellular component (GO): axonemal dynein complex
Molecular function (GO): dynein light chain binding; dynein heavy chain binding
Source: RefSeq, a predicted model, not a curated record
GGUCACAUUAAACAAUUACAUGUAUUGCCUCUCAGAACGGGAGAUAAGGAGUGUUAGUAUUGUAACAUGCUUGUUGACUUUCUUUUCUAAUACUUUGCACACCGAAUGUCGAAUAGCAAUAGUAUAACAACGAAAAUGAAGAAACCACCGAAUAUCUUGGUCACUGUGUCUUCAAAGAAAGCCAUGACCACAAAGAAAGGAUCUCAUACAUCUGGGUCUGGAACACAAAGCAAAUACAAUCUCAGUGUUUUGAAUCGCAGCAUGGUUGGUUCAUCUAGCAGAAAGAGUGUCAGUCUACACAUGGACAGUAAAAUAAUGGACAAAAGCAAUCUUUUAAACCUUAAGCAAAACAUUCAGGUGUAUGAUGAUCAGGGAAGAGAUGUGACACCUCGGCCUCUUUUUCAACCAGAUACAAGUGCCAUUCAACAGAAACAAAGCAAAAUGUUCAAUACAUUGGAUACAUCAGUUGUUGGAUCUUCUGAUUUUCCUUCUUCAUUGUCCCUGUAUCAGACUAGUGCCAAUGCUAGUUUUGCAGGACCUUUUACAAGGUCAACUUUUGGGAGUAGCACUGUUUCUAGAUCAAGUCAUUCUACAGAGUCAAUGACUGAAGAAAUUGAAGAACCUGGUGCUAGAUCUGACCUGGGUCACAGCAUUUCUGAUGUACAGGUAAUACGAGAAGAUGUGCGGGAGCACUUAACUGAUAAACUCUUGGAGAAAAUGAUUGACAUACAACUUAGUGAGACAGAAACAAUUUGGUUAUUAGACCUGCCAGCUGUUAUGGUUUCUGUGGAGUCAGAAGAAGCUGAAAUGAUCAAGAGAAAAAAUGAAACUUACAUCGAACUGUGCAAAAACCAUGCUGGUAAUGAUCGAUAUACAGAAAGAAUGACUCAGACAUUUAAUGGUGCACCCAAGACUAAAGAGGUUCAGUGUGAGAAAAUCAGUAUGGAACAUGCUGGUGUAAUGGCAACUAAUUGGGAUAUGUAUGAUUCAUACUUAACAAAAACAAGUGAGCAGCCUGCAGAUACUGAUGUAGCAGAAAAAAGGCAUAGAUCAUUAAGUAUAUCAGGGAGUCAAAUCGAAGGAAGCAGAGGAAUGGAAAAAACAAUGUCUAUGAGUUCCACUGGAAAAGAAAGUCGAUCCAGUUCUAUAAUGGAUGUGGAAAGUAUUAUUCUGGCCCGAAUACAGGAGAAAGUUGAGCAGGAUCCAGAUGAAAUCCUUAAGUCUGAAAAUUUUCAUAAGCACUUAUUCUUUAUGGAGCGAGUUCUUAUGGAAAAUAUCUUUCAGAGCAAACUAGCAGCAUAUCGACAGUUGCCUAUUUUAACAGAUCCAGAUUUUAAACCAGAACCUUUGGAAGAAGGGCAAGUAAAUGCAGUUGAAGUAAAAAGUAUGGCACCUAGUUUGGAUCGACUAUGGUCUUUUACUUGUGAACUGACAAAAGGUCAUAAUGUAAGCAGCACAGCAUGGAACAAAAAGAACUCUGAUCUUUUGGCUGUAGGCUAUGGACAAUUUGGAUUUAAAGAACAGAAAAGUGGUCUUGUCUGCUGCUGGUCACUGAAGAAUCCAGUGUGGCCAGAAUGCAUCUUCCAAUGUGAGGCUGGUGUUACGUCACUGGAUUUUUCAGCAGCUAACCCUAAUCUUCUGGCAGUUGGAAUGUAUGAUGGCAUAAUUGCAGUCUACAAUGUACAGAUGAAGCAAGAUAUUCCUGUUCUCGAUAACAGUGACUUUGCAAGUAAGCAUGCUGGUCCAGUGUGGCAAGUGAAGUGGAUUGAACAGGAUAGAGGAGUAAUUGGAGAAGAUAAAGGAGAAACCUUAAUUUCAAUAGCAGCUGAUGGCCGAAUUACCAAGUGGUAUAUGAGGAAGGGACUUGAUCCUGCUGAUCUAAUGAAACUUCGAAGAACAGGAACUGAGAAAUCAAAGAAACCAGCACCUGAAAAAGAACGGAAAAUUGCUGCAUUUAUUUCUCGACAGGCACCUGGAAUGUGUUUUGACUUUAACCCAAAAGACACAAAUAUUUACUUGGCUGGAACAGAAGAGGGACUCAUUCAUAAAUGCUCAUGUUCAUACAAUGAGCAGUUUUUAGACACAUACAGGAAUCACAAGGGUCCUGUGCACAAAAUUAUGUGGUCUCCAUUCUGCCAUGAUGUGUUUUUAAGUUGUUCUUCAGAUUGGAGUAUUAGCCUGUGGCGACAAGAUUUACUAAAACCAGUUCUAAAUUUUUCAUCUUCCACAAAAUCAGUGCACGAAAUUAUCUGGUCCCCAAAGUCAGCUACGCUAUUUGGAGCAGUAAAUGAAGGCAGACUAGAAAUAUGGGAUCUUAACACAAGCAUUUUGGAUCCAAUUAUUGUGAGCUCAUCCAGACCUGAUACGAAGUUAACAACUGUUCUGUUUACCAAAAAUACAGACUGUGUUUUGAUUGGUGACAGUGAUGGACAAGUCAGUGUUUUUGAAAUGAGGAACCUGCCAAAAGUUACUCAGGUCAGUGCACUAUAUGACAUAAUUGGGAGUACUUUGGCCAGUCAGCUGUAGAUUAUGAACCUAGUUGAAAAACAUCACAAAGAGAACAUAUGCUCAUUCUGGAUUCUUUCGGACAAUUGAGUUGUAAUAUUUGUAUUUAUACAUUUGCACAAAAUAAAUAUGCUUUCCAAGCAUUUUGCCUGGAUUUACUACAGAAUAAACCAUAAUUAAUUAUU